AUGAAUAUGAAUGAAUGGUGUGAAUUCGUGCUUCCUAAUGAUCUUGGUGGUAUCUCCUCGUUUGGUAACAUUUGCGAACUGAUUGCCAAUAAACAGACCAUGUUGUCUUACGUGGUUUCUCAACUCCCGACCGAGGUUGCCGCGGAGGUUAUUGACCUGAUUGAUCCUAUGCCGGCGUCAAAUCCUUAUACCACACUAGAAGCAGCGAUUAUUAAACGGACAGCCACCUCGGACGAAGCGAAUCCUCAAAAGUUGCUUGCAGGGGUCGAACUGGGUGAUCGCACACCUUCGCAACUGCCACGGCACAUGCAAAGCAUUGCAUGCGGGAAGUCUUUUGACGAGGCCAUUUUAAAGCAGUUGCACUGCCAAAUUCUGGCUACUCAGUCAGAUGUCCCUCUGUCGUCACUCGCUGAGACGGCAGAUAAGAUCCACGAAUGCGUCGCCGACCGUUUGAUAGCCCCAACAUCACAAAAACCCAUUCAGCGUAACGACAACCCUGUUAUGGCACGCCUCGAUCGAAUGCAGGCGCAAAUCGAUCAACUGGUGGCCACGGUAAACAAGGUAGUCACCACAGCGGCGCGGACUAACACGUCACGCAAGUCCCGUCCGGUUUCACGUAAACCGGCCUCUCCAUCUCGGAAUCCCAACCGAUUUUGCCAUUACCACACGAAAUUCAAAGGCAAGGCUCUACGUUGCACACCGCCAUGUGCUUACGUCUCCCAUGACCAGGGAAACUUACUGGCCAGUCAGUAG
Messenger RNA from Opisthorchis viverrini, 753 nucleotides. RefSeq lists its product as hypothetical. The coding region runs from base 1 to 753 and encodes 250 amino acids. The transcript has 2 exons. The record is from RefSeq and is a predicted model, not a curated record. Lineage: Eukaryota; Metazoa; Platyhelminthes; Trematoda; Opisthorchiida; Opisthorchiidae.